Molecule: messenger RNA, 1395 nt
Organism: Saccharomyces kudriavzevii IFO 1802
Lineage: Eukaryota; Fungi; Ascomycota; Saccharomycetes; Saccharomycetales; Saccharomycetaceae
Gene: KTR4
Product: putative mannosyltransferase
Exons: 1
Coding region: 1-1395 (464 amino acids)
Biological process (GO): protein N-linked glycosylation; protein O-linked glycosylation; cell wall mannoprotein biosynthetic process
Cellular component (GO): membrane; Golgi apparatus
Molecular function (GO): alpha-1,2-mannosyltransferase activity
Source: RefSeq, a predicted model, not a curated record
AUGAGAUAUUUUUCAAAGAGGACUCUGAAACCCUUGUUUUCAGUAGUUAUUCUGAUAGCGAUUGUCGUAACGGUUGCUCUCUACGUUACGAAUGAGGACUAUUUGCAAGCAGUCAAGGAUAGUGCCAAAUCUCAUUACGCUGCUGUGCGGGAAGGCUAUAAUAGCAUCACAGGUGAUACCGAAAGCUCUGAAGAGCUUCCAGAUCAUGACACUGAAAUUCUGAACAAUAUAUUGGAUAGGUUACAUGAGCCUCUUUAUGAUAAGGACACAUUUGAUCCUGUUGAAGUCCUUGCUGAGAAUGAACAGUUGUACGAUGAGAUUUUAGCUCAAGAAAUUACUGAGCCAAAAGUAGACAAUUUGGUACGCAGCGGGGAUCCAUUAUCGGGCAAGGGAAAUGGAACCAUUUUGAGUUUGGUGAAAAACAGUGACUUGGAGAAUAUUAUAGGAAGUAUUCGGCAACUUGAAAAGCAAUACAAUAAGAAUUUUGGCUAUCCUUAUACCUUCCUUAACGAUGAGGAAUUCACGGACGAAUUCAAAGAUGGCAUACGGAACAUUUUACCUAAGGAUCGAAUCGUAAAUUUCGGUAUCAUUAGUCCUGACAAAUGGAAUAUGCCUGAUGGUAUCGACAGGGAAAGAUACGAUAAAGAAAUGGAAAAAAUGGAGACGGGAGAAGUUUCAUACGCCAAAGUGGAAUCAUACCAUAACAUGUGUCGUUUCUAUUCCAAAGAAUACUAUAAUCACCCCCUCCUCUCCGAGUACAGAUACGUGUGGAGACUAGAACCAAGCGUCGAUUUCUAUUGCAAAAUCGAAUACGACAUUUUCCAGUUCAUGAGCAUGAACGACAAGAUCUAUGGAUUUGUUUUGAAUGUUUACGACGAUCCCGAGACUAUCAGAACGCUCUGGACUUCCACAAUGGAGUUUGUUAAAGAACAUCCGGAUUAUUUAAAUGUUGGUGGAGCUUUCAAAUGGCUGAAAGAUAAUUCUCAAAACCCAAAAUGUUAUGAAGAUACUCAGGGAUAUUCUACUUGUCACUUCUGGACAAAUUUUGAAAUAGUUGAUUUGGAGUUUCUGAGGUCAGAACCUUAUGAACAGUACGUGCAAUUUCUUGACAAGAAAGGAGGAUUCUACUAUGAAAGAUGGGGUGACGCCCCUGUGAGAAGUCUUGCACUUGCACUGUUUGCCGAUAAAUCGCGAAUUCAUUGGUUUAGAGACAUAGGCUAUCAUCACCUUCCCUACGCGAAUUGUCCAACUUGUCCGGACGAUUCAGACAGAUGCAAUGGGACAUGUAUACCAGGCAAAUUUAGUGAUUUUGAAGACAAGAUCAUGUACAAACAAAAUUGUCAGGCAACGUGGAUUAAACAUUCUAUGACUGACGAAGAGUUGCAUAUGUAUUAA